Molecule: messenger RNA, 2536 nt
Organism: Colossoma macropomum (tambaqui)
Lineage: Eukaryota; Metazoa; Chordata; Actinopteri; Characiformes; Serrasalmidae
Gene: dnajb9b
Product: DnaJ heat shock protein family (Hsp40) member B9b
Exons: 3
Coding region: 102-737 (211 amino acids)
Cellular component (GO): endoplasmic reticulum
Molecular function (GO): protein-folding chaperone binding; misfolded protein binding
Source: RefSeq, a predicted model, not a curated record
CAUACAAUGUUGGGCGUCCAAAAACUGAUCAGCUGUUCUGUCAACCGUCCGAUGCAGCCAGAGGCCGACAACCACACCAGCGCUUCGGACUGACAGCAGCCAUGGCCACGGCUCAGUCUGUGUUCACCCUAGCUGUGUGCGUUCUGAUGAUCACAGAGCUCAUCCUGGCUGAGAAAGACUACUAUGAAGUCUUGGGUGUGCCCAGAGACGCCUCUGAACGCCAGAUCAAGAAAGCCUUCCACAAGUUAGCCAUGAAGUAUCAUCCGGACAAGAACAAGAGCCCAGAUGCUGAGGCAAAGUUCAGGGAGAUUGCUGAAGCAUACGAAACGCUGUCCGACAGCAAAAGGAGGCAGGAGUAUGAUCAGAUGAGGAAUAGCCCUUUUGGCCGAGAGGGCACAAAAGCAGGUGGCGGCCAUUUCCAUCAACCAUUCAGUUUUAAUUUUGAGGACAUUUUCAGAGACUUCGAUGUUUUUGGACAAUCGCCACACUCCCAGCACAAGAGGCACUUUGAAAGCCACUUUCAGUCCCAUGAGGAGACGCACAGAAGACACAGCAGACACUUCCAGAGUUCUUUUGGCGGUGGCAUGUUUGAUGACAUGUUUGCAGAUAUGUUCUCGUUUGACGGACACUCGCGCAGCACUGGCAGCGGGUUUCAGGGCUCUGCAAGACAGCAGCACUGCAGGACAGUCACUCAGCGCAGGGGAAACAUGGUGACCACAUACACAGAGUGCUCCUGAUCCAGACUCAGGCUUAUGCUUAAUUUUUUGCUGUGGCUCCCUAUUUUUGAUUUGGAUCAGUAUCAGUGACAUUUUUCAAAAAGUUAUGCAGAGUAAUGCAAUGCUGCAACAAACACUUACAUGAAGGGCUUUAGUGCAGGAUAAAAUCUGGGAUGUUCCUGAUAGCUUUUGUACACAGGGAUGCACAUUUAUCAUUGUAGGCAAUUGCAGUUCAGCAGUUAUAGCCAUGACCGUUAAUUGGUGGCGUUGAUAAAGCUUGAGUUAGUUAUUUAGAGCCUUUCAGUGUAAGUGUUAAAAGCAUAAUCUGAUUCAGCUUGAUGAAGUUAAAGGAAUAGUUUGAUUAAAAAGAUUUUAAUUAUUAUAUAUGUAAUAAAUAAAAAGUAAGCCAGCUAGUAUAUAAACCUGAAAGAUUUUUAUGCAUGGCCUCACAUAGUUGUUUCAAAAUGCAUUGUCUGGGAAUAUAUUACCCCUUAAAGAAAAAUGCAGAAAACAUAAAGGUGUUUGGCAAGAUAAUACCAACAAGAUUUUCACGAUUUUGGCCAAUCAUUAUUUGAGAUUAUGCUUGAGGCCAGUGUGUCAUCAGUUCUUGGCCAGGCUUUUUAGUUAUCAGGACUAAAAUCUUAAUUUAUCAAUCAUAACUCAGUUUUUUUGUUUCUUGUCAAUCAAACUAUACCUUUAAAUGUUUAUUUUGUUCGUUCUUUUGUUGUGUGAUCUGCGUAAUAGAUAUGUCAAUUCCUAUAUCUUCCAUUCAUUUAUGCACAGCAGGGUCUCUGAGCAGUUCAUGCUCUUUUCAGGGUUGCCAUGCUGGUGUGGGGGGCUAUAGGAGACAUGGUUGCCAUGUUUGAACACCAAGGAGUACUUUGCUUUUUUUCAGCCUAAUCUCUGUCUGCUGCAUCUGCAGCAUACCACAUCAUUUUGAUGUGGUAUGCUGUACUUAAGAACAUAAAACAUGUCUCCUCAAAACACAUGUAUAGUAGAAGCAAAUGGGCAGAUACACUUUUGAGUCAACAGAGUUUCUUUUCUUGGACAGAAGAUAUUGUCUGUAUUGUAAUCAACUGUACGAUACAGAUGCAGCAGGUAGAGAUGAGCUUGAAAAUGCUGGAGUAUUCCUUCAUGUGAUUUUACCCAAGGGCGUAAGAGCAAGUCGGAGGAUGGGUGCUUAAACCUACACUCCUCCAAAACUAUGCUAACCUACUGCACUUAUACUGAGGUUGAACCAGUCUCCACUAUGUUCCGUAGGUGGAGCCAUAGCCUACUGAGCCGCUGCCACCCGUUGUUACCCGUAAUUCUCAAACAGCUUUUGGGUUCUUAGACUGGGGGAAUCCCCUAAAUGUGCAAUAAUUACCUCUACCUUCUCUGCUGUUUGGGAAUCUUGCUAGGUAACUUCAGUAAUAUUACACCAUCACACAAUCUUUCCAGCCCCUCAGGCUUAACAGCAACGACCAUGGGGUUUUUGGACAGGGACUGUAAUUUGCAUUUGGUAGGAAGCAAAAGAAAGGUUGCCUUUUGUAAUUGAAUAUAGUAUGAUGUGUCAUGUUGUUGGCAAAUAUCAGCGUCCUUUAUCAUAUAAGUGGUGAAACCAACAGAUUAAUGUUGGCUGCCAUCAGAUGAUUUGAUUGUGUAUUUGUGGCUUCCUUUAGAAAACAGCCAAAGCCUUUCACCCAUAUUGGCAAUAGAUAUACUUGACUGUCACAGGAUUACCCUAAUCAUUUUCUUCAGCUUCACCAACUGUUACCUCAUGUCAUAGCUUUGAUGACAUACAGAAUGACGUGCAAUAUUGUAAUGAGCACUUUAUGUGC